Messenger RNA from Chaetomium globosum CBS 148.51, 828 nucleotides. RefSeq lists its product as uncharacterized. The record is from RefSeq and is a predicted model, not a curated record. The coding region runs from base 1 to 828 and encodes 275 amino acids. NCBI's taxonomy places the organism in Eukaryota, Fungi, Ascomycota, Sordariomycetes, Sordariales, Chaetomiaceae. The transcript has a single exon.
AUGGCGGGAGACCACGACGAGCCCGAGGUCCUAGCACACGAGCCCAUGCCUAAAGGUUAUAGAUUUGUUCCCAAAGGCAACGUCUACAUCACCAAGAACUGCCGCAAGAAGACGCACGAAGCAGAGCGGACUCUUUAUGUUGUUGUCAACAGGAAAGGGAAACCAAUGGGCCUACGAUGCCCCGCCCAUAUCCACAAUGCCGUUAUGAGCGAGAACAAGGCGACUGCGGCGCAGCGAGCUGAGGCAGUCCAGAAGCGGGAUGCAGCCAUCGAGGAUAAUUUUGAGGAGGCCAUAGUGAAGCUCUUUCCCAAGAUUCCCAAGUCCGAGGUCCCGCAAAUCCUCAAACACACGCUCAAAAAGCACAGCCGGCGUGUGGGGAGGACCGGGACGGUGGCCCUGCAAGACAGGGUGAAGCUCGCGGUGCGCGCACACAUCCGACACGUCCACACCGAAUAUGACGGGUUGCUUAAGCACGGCGCGAGCAGGCCGGUCGCAAGGGAGAAGAUAUGGGACAGGCUGAACGAGGUUGCUAGGCAGUGGGGCGGGCGGUCGCUCAAACGAGCCGUGACAGGGUCUGCCAAAACUAAGCUGGUAAAAAAGUCCGGGAAGAAAACGAUGGCCAAUGUUGAAGCUAAAAAGGCUGCCGUUGACACAACUCGUAUGAAGGGUCGCCGAAAGGGUUCAGAGGUGCUGGAUCUGUCACCGCUGCCAUCUGUUCCUAUAGCUCUAUCAGUGGAGGGGUUGGAUGUAGAUACGAGGGACGCUAUCUUCACUACAGACGAAGAAACAAGCGACCUUGAGAGUGACGGUAGUGAAUGGAGUUUAUAA